GAUUGGAUUCGGUUAUUCUGACUACACUAAUAAACAAGGUCUAGGAGGUGCAGAAAUGGCAGUUAUCUUCAAGAAACUGAUGAACAGAUUGGGACACGAGAAGUUCUUCGUGCAAGGAGGAGACUGGGGAGCUCAUAUUGCCGAUAUUAUGGUUGUCUUCUUCCAAGAGGAAAUCAUUGGUAUGCACACCAACCUUGGUAUGGCAUUGACAGACAAAGCCUUUAGCAUGAUCAGCAUGGGCUCCCUCUACCCUGAAGCUCUGAUGCCCAACGACCUGAUCGGACGUCUUUACCCUCUGAAGGACACACUACAAUGGCUCAUGAGGGAGUUCGGUUACUUCCACUUCCAGGCCACGAAGCCUGAUACUAUUGGUAUCUGCGUGACAGACACCCCGUCAGGCAUGUUCGCGUGGUUCGCUCAGCUAAUCUCCAUGGCCAGCCGCCGCGCCAACUACGACGAUCCUCGCGGAGGUCUCGAUCUCUACACCCCCGAGCAGCUAAUAGACAACGCCAUGAUCUAUUGGGCUCCUAACAAGGCCUCUUCUGCCAUGAGAAUCUACGCGGAAACCGUCAAUUGGAGGAAUUACGACAUGGGAUUUAUCAAUGAACCAAGCUCGGUGCCAAUAGUGGUAGUCCAAGCCCCUGAUGAAAUCUACUACAUGCCACCAGCAGCAUUGAAUACCAAGUACACGAACCUCGUCGCAGUCGACGUGCUGUCUGAGGGAGGACACUUCCUGGCGUACGAGAUGCCCGAACAGUUCGCCAAGCUAGUCAUCAGCGCUGUUGAGAGGAUCUUAAACCACAAACAAUGCGAUAAAAGCGAACUUUGAGUUUGAUUGCCUCGAUCGUUUGGUAGAUGUGAAACAUUGUUUAUAAGUUCUUGUAACUAUCAAAUAAAUAACCUGACUAAAUUUAAAUGUCCAAAAACUAAACACUUUUAUAUUUUGCUUCGUGAUUUUCAAUUUGUUUUGUAUUUUCUAAAUAAAGAGAUAAUUAUUUUUAA
This is a messenger RNA of Manduca sexta (tobacco hornworm), 1002 nucleotides long. RefSeq names its product juvenile hormone epoxide hydrolase-like. NCBI's taxonomy places the organism in Eukaryota, Metazoa, Arthropoda, Insecta, Lepidoptera, Sphingidae. Gene Ontology annotation, molecular function: epoxide hydrolase activity. Gene Ontology annotation, biological process: epoxide metabolic process. The record is from RefSeq and is a predicted model, not a curated record.